Saccharomycodes ludwigii is the source of this 3909-nucleotide messenger RNA. RefSeq names its product aminophospholipid-translocating P4-type ATPase DRS2 (gene DRS2). Gene Ontology annotation, biological process: intracellular protein transport; phospholipid translocation; endocytic recycling. Bases 1 to 3909 code for a protein of 1302 amino acids. The transcript has a single exon. NCBI's taxonomy places the organism in Eukaryota, Fungi, Ascomycota, Saccharomycetes, Saccharomycodales, Saccharomycodaceae. Gene Ontology annotation, cellular component: plasma membrane. Gene Ontology annotation, molecular function: ATPase-coupled intramembrane lipid carrier activity; ATP hydrolysis activity; magnesium ion binding. The record is from RefSeq and is a predicted model, not a curated record.
AUGCCAGAGGAGGCUUUAAACGGUGUAGAUAAUAAACCACUUUUCGAUUUGGAUUUUUUAGAAAACGAUUCAAGAGAUCUGAAUAAUAAUAAUAUUCCCAAAAAGCAGCGAGCAUCGGCUAUUAUUGAUACCGAUUACGAUGCAGCUAGUAAUACGUUAACUUUGGAUGAUAUUAACAUUCAAAAUGAUUUCGACGAUAAUCCAUUCAGUGACAGAAAUGCAUAUAACUUUGAUGUAACUGAUUAUAAUAAUAAUAAUAAUAAUACUUCUUCAUCAUUACCUCUUAGAAAGGAAAAACAUGGCGGGUUUUUCAGCAAAAUUUUUCGUAAGAAAAAGUUAACAACACCAGGAACCUUUGAAAUGCACACCUUUGACAAUCUACAUGAAGAUACCGAUGAAGAAAGGUAUAAAAAGUCUAGGAUGCAAUUCAACAUUAAAGUUUUGUUUAACAAAUAUAUUUUGAGGAAAAACUUUCCGUCAAAUUCUGAAUCCCAAACAAGAGAAAUUUUUAUUAAUGAUCCUAGUGCUAACUCUAGCUUCGUAAGUAAUUAUAUUUCAACCACAAAAUAUAAUGCAGCUACUUUUUUGCCCAAGUUUUUGUUUCAAGAAUUUUCUAAAUAUGCAAAUUUGUUUUUUCUUUUUACAUCUUUAAUUCAGCAGGUACCAGGUGUUUCUCCAACAAAUAGAUAUACUACAAUUGGCACUUUAAUGGUUGUCUUAGUUAUUUCGGCCAUAAAAGAAUGUAUAGAAGAUAUUAAAAGACUGAAUUCAGAUAAAGAAUUAAAUUAUUCACCUGUUCUGAUUUAUUCCACUUCAAUAAAUGAUUUUGUUGAAAAAAAAUGGGUUGAUAUUUCUGUUGGUGAUAUUGUUAAACUUCAAUCUGAAAAAGCAGUACCUGCAGACGUGGUUUUGAUUUCAUCAUCGGAACCAGAAGGCCUAUGCUAUAUUGAAACUUCCAAUCUAGACGGAGAGACAAAUCUAAAAAUUAAGCAGGCAAAGCCAGAAACAACCAAAAUUAUCGAUGCCUCGGAUAUAUCAAAAAUGAGCGGUAGAGUUAUAUCUGAAGCUCCUAAUUCAAGUUUGUAUACUUAUGAAGGGACUAUGCAUUUGAAUGGAAAUGUUUUCCCGCUUUCUCCUGAGCAAAUGAUUCUAAGAGGUGCUACGAUUCGAAAUACAGCAUGGAUUUAUGGAUUUGUUGUCAAUACAGGCCAUGAAACCAAAUUGAUGCGUAAUGCUACCGCUACACCAAUCAAGCGGACGGCAGUGGAAAGAAUUAUUAAUCUACAAAUCGUAGCGUUGUUUGGGGUCUUAAUUGUUUUAUCUUUAAUUUCUUCCAUAGGCAAUGUAAUUCAGGUAUCUGCAGGUUCUAAACAUUUACAAUAUUUGUACGUUAAAGAAACAAACAAAGCCAGUUUAUUUUUUAAAGAUCUUUUAACUUAUUGGAUUUUAUUUUCAAAUUUGGUUCCCAUUUCAUUAUUUGUUACCGUUGAAAUGAUUAAGUAUUAUCAAGCUUUCAUGAUUGGUUCAGACUUAGAUUUAUAUUACGAGGAGACUGAUACACCAACUGUUGUUAGAACUUCUUCUCUUGUUGAAGAAUUGGGCCAGAUUAAAUAUAUUUUUAGUGAUAAAACUGGUACAUUAACAAGAAACAUCAUGGAAUUUAAGUCGUGCUCCAUUGCUGGCAAAUGCUAUAUAGAAACUGUUCCUGAAGGCAAGGAGCCUACCGUAGAAGAUGGGGUUGAAGUUGGGUAUCAUACUUUCCAAGAGAUGCAAAAUACAUUAAAAGAUCACUUGGAUCCUGCUUCUCCAUUAAUUGAUGAAUUUUUAACACUUUUAUCUAUUUGCCAUACAGUGAUUCCCGAACUUAAUGCUGAUGGAUCCAUUAAAUAUCAGGCGGCUUCACCAGACGAGGGUGCACUUGUUCAAGGCGCUGCUGAUUUAGGCUAUAGAUUUAUUAUUCGUAAACCAAGUUCUGUUACCAUUUCUGUAGAUCGUAACGGUGAGCGAAGAGAAUACGAAUUACUAAACAUUUGUGAAUUCAACUCUACAAGGAAAAGAAUGAGCACUAUUUUCAGGUUUCCUGAUGGUUCAAUAAAAUUACUAUGCAAAGGUGCUGACUCAGUAAUUUUUGAAAGAUUAGAUGAAGAAAAAAAUUUAUAUGUUGAGAGCACUACUAGACAUUUAGAAGAUUAUGCAACUGAGGGGCUAAGAACCUUGUGCAUUGCCGUUAGAGAUAUCCCCCAAAACGAAUAUAGUACUUGGAAAGAGAUUUAUGACAAAGCGUCUACAACUUUGGAUAAUAGAUCUGAAAAACUGGACAAUGCUGCAGAAUUAAUCGAAAAAAACUUAUAUUUACUUGGGGCAACAGCGAUCGAGGAUAAGCUUCAAGAGGGUGUUCCGGAAACUAUUCAAACUUUACAAGAGGCAGGUAUUAAUAUUUGGAUCCUAACGGGUGAUAGACAGGAAACAGCGAUUAACAUUGGAAUGAGUUGUCGUUUAUUAAGCGAAGAUAUGAGCUUGUUAAUUAUAAACGAGACGAACAAAGAAGAUACUGAAAAGAAUCUGGUUGAAAAACUUCAGGCCCUAAGAGAUCACGAUAUGUCCAAAAUUAGCAGUGACAACUUGGCUUUGAUUAUUGAUGGUAAAUCGUUAGGGUAUGCAUUGGAUGCGGAUUUGAACGAUUAUUUGAUGCAGUUGAGCUCAUUGUGUAAAGCAGUGAUCUGUUGUCGUGUAUCGCCUUUACAAAAGGCCCUAGUGGUUAAAAUGGUGAAGAAAAAGACGGACGAUUUACUUUUGGCCAUUGGGGAUGGUGCUAAUGAUGUGAGCAUGAUCCAAGCUGCGCAUGUUGGUGUUGGAAUCAGUGGUAUGGAAGGUAUGCAAGCUGCUCGUUCCGCAGAUUUUGCUGUCGGACAAUUUAAGCACUUAAAAAAAUUGCUUUUGGUACAUGGUUCUUGGUCAUACCAAAGAAUUUCCCAGGCUAUUUUAUAUUCUUUUUAUAAAAAUAUUGCAUUAUACAUGACUCAAUUCUGGUAUGUUUUUGCCAACGCAUUUUCUGGUCAAUCUAUCAUGGAAUCAUGGACUAUGACAUUUUAUAACUUGCUUUUCACCGUUGCACCACCAUUUGUUUUGGGUGUCUUUGAUCAGUUCGUUAGUUGUAAACUAUUGGAUCGUUAUCCACAACUAUACAGACUAGGACAAAAGGGACAAUUUUUUAAUGUAACCAUAUUUUGGGGGUGGAUUAUUAAUGGAUUCUACCAUUCUGCAGUGACAUUUAUUGGAUCCAUUUUAUUUUAUAAAAAUGGGAUGACUUUGCAUAUGCAUGGUGAAGUAGCCGAUCAUUGGACCUGGGGUGUUGCUGUUUACACCGCAAGUGUUAUCACUGUUUUGGCAAAAGCUGCAUUGAUUACAAACCAAUGGACUAAAUUUACUAUUUGGGCUAUUCCAGGGUCCUUGGUCUUUUGGAUAGUGUUUUUCCCAAUAUAUGCUUCAAUAAUGCCACAUGCCAACGUUUCCACUGAAUAUCGCGGAGUUGCCUCUCAUUGCUAUGGUUCAGCUACAUUUUGGUGUAUGUGUAUUGUACUACCAGUCUUCGCUUUGUUGAGAGAUAUUCUUUGGAAAUAUUACAGAAGAAAUUAUAUACCAGCUAGUUAUCAUGUUGUCCAAGAAAUGCAAAAAUAUAAUAUUACAGAUAAUAGACCACGUAUUGAGCAAUUUCAAAAAGCUAUUCGUAAAGUUAGACAGGUUCAAAGAAUGAAAAAACAAAGAGGGUUUGCCUUUUCUCAAAGUGAGGAUGGCGGACAAGAAAAGAUUAUGCGUAUGUAUGAUACUACUCAACAAAGGGGUAUUCAUGGCGAAUUACAUGAUGCAUCUUUGGAUCUUUUCAAAGAGGAUCACUCUCCAGCCGCUUGA